AUGAGUUCCGGAGUGAUUCCAAACGACGACUGCAAACCGGCGUUCGAUAAAGUCCGUCUCGGGAAAGUGAAAUACGUGACGUAUAAAAUCGACGACAAAGCGGAGAAGACGGAAGUGUGCGCGAUUGGAGAGACCAAGGCGGAGUUCAAAUUUGAAAAAUUCCUCUCGUUACUCCCGGAAACGGAGUCUCGAUACGCGGUUCUCGAUUGGGACGUGACCACGGACGACGGCAGGCAGUUUAGUAAGUUAUUUUUUAUCAGUUGGGUUCCGGACUCGUGUAAAGCGAAGGAGAAGAUGUUGUACGCUUCGUCGAAGCAGAGUUUACGAAACGCCUUGAGCGGGGUGCACUUGGAUCAUCAAGCGGCGGAUAUGGACGACGUGACGGAAGAGAUUUUCACCUUGAAAGCGCUUGGGAAGUAG
Molecule: messenger RNA, 420 nt
Organism: Bathycoccus prasinos
Lineage: Eukaryota; Viridiplantae; Chlorophyta; Mamiellophyceae; Mamiellales; Bathycoccaceae
Exons: 2
Coding region: 1-420 (139 amino acids)
Biological process (GO): actin filament depolymerization
Cellular component (GO): cytoplasm; actin cytoskeleton
Molecular function (GO): actin filament binding
Source: RefSeq, a predicted model, not a curated record